UACAACCACAAACAUCAAGAUUCAAGUGGCGGUGACUUGGUUCAACUUUGUACAUUUUCUGUUAGUGUCGCUCUCUUCGAAACCUUUUCUUCGCGGACGUUGGCAAACAACAUGCAGGCAUUAAUUGGCGGGAUGGCAGCCAACUCGAAAGCAAAGUUCUCUUCGGUCUCUGAUAUUAUCACUUCACUGCAAGACGUUCUCGCACGUUCACAAGUAACCAUGCCAGACCUCGAAUCCGCGUACUCACAGGCCCGUUUCCUCAAUGUGAACUACUCUGCCAUUGAGCUCGAAGACCAGUCCAUCGGUGCCCUCAUCACUGAACGCCGACAACAGCUAGAUGCAGCUUUACUCGAGCUCUCGGACCUGGAAACCAUUGUGGAAAAUAUAAACAAUCUUCACCAGCAGCUCGUUGAAAGGAAGGACAAGAUCGCCCAGUCCUUGAAUUUGCACAAGAGACACGGAUCGGCGCUUUGGCGCUUGCCGACUGAGGUUCUGUCGGAAAUCUUUCACCAUUGUCUCACAAACUCCGAUGAUUCUGAGCUGCCAUCAGAUCUAGAAGUUCUUAUGUGGUUGACUGGAGUAUGCCAACGAUGGAGGGUCGUUGCAGUGGGCACACCCAGUUUGUGGUGUAGGCUAUCUGUCGCACCUGACCGCAGAUAUGAUUGGAAUAAUGAAGUCCUCUACUAUGACUUAUGGCUCAAGCGAUCACGAGGACAUCCGCUAUCGUUAAAACUCUAUUGCUGCAAAAAUUGGCACUCUUCUGAACUACGAAGCUUUCUUCAGCCUUAUAUACAUCAAAUCUCGUCUCUCUUCAUCAAUUUUGCCUUCGGCGCCAAUCAACCGGAACUCAUGUUAACUGAUAUCCCAGCACUUCAGGAGCUAACCAUCGUCGCAAUGGGAAUAGAUGGGUCAGCUAUUGUACAAUGCAUAUCUCGACUUCCAAUAACUCUGCGGCGCCUCGAGAUAAUAGGGCCCUCAUUCGACCUCGGACACGUGUCUUUGUGUAGUCGCGUAUGGGCCCGCCUGACAAAUGUCAUAAUCGCUAUACGUGAACCAAACGCAGUUCUCCGCUUGCUCCAGUUAGGUCCCGACCUUUCCUCGUUAGCGAUUCGCACAUCGCUCCGCAGCAUCCAGGCCUUGGUGCCAUUCAUGCAUGUUGGACUUCAAUCCUUACGCAUCAAUGCUGGCUUUAUGGAACCGUGGCCUCAUGUGGAGUUUAAGGCAUUCCUGAUGCGGUCAAAUUGCGCCCUGGAGACCCUGAUUUUAGGCUCUGGGACUGGGACCACAGAUGAGCAGCGAGCGGAAUAUGUUGCCCUUGUUCCUUCGCUUAAUGUAGUGAGCGACUUGAUUACUUGCGUUCACUUUUAGUCGUUACGUAUGUUGGUCAGUGUUUUAGGGUACCACAAUCUCCUUCAUCCUCUCAUGGCCUACCGUCUACCCCACAGUCUGUUUACAACUGAGCAACUCGAUGUCUGCCACCGGCUUCUGGUAAACUAGAAACACC
Molecule: messenger RNA, 1504 nt
Organism: Suillus subalutaceus
Lineage: Eukaryota; Fungi; Basidiomycota; Agaricomycetes; Boletales; Suillaceae
Exons: 4
Coding region: 112-1368 (418 amino acids)
Molecular function (GO): protein binding
Source: RefSeq, a predicted model, not a curated record